Ruditapes philippinarum (Manila clam) is the source of this 1762-nucleotide messenger RNA. Its product is annotated as galactosylceramide sulfotransferase-like. Lineage: Eukaryota; Metazoa; Mollusca; Bivalvia; Venerida; Veneridae. The record is from RefSeq and is a predicted model, not a curated record. Gene Ontology annotation, cellular component: membrane. Gene Ontology annotation, molecular function: galactosylceramide sulfotransferase activity. Gene Ontology annotation, biological process: glycolipid biosynthetic process.
GUUGUCAGUUACCGCACGGGCAUCUUGGCGAAAUGUUCUUCGCGGAAGAUUUUGCAAGAAAACGAUAACUUGUUUGGUUUUACUCAUUGUCAUCAUCAUUCUUGGAAUUUGUUCUCUUUGCAAUGUGUCGUCUGCAAAUAUAUCAGAAACAAGACACGAAUUGCCUGUUCUUCGCGAUUACUUAAAUGUACAAAAUGAAAGAACUCGACAUAGUGAUAUUGGAAUAACUAAACGUUCUGAAUAUAAUGCAAAACAGACUAUAGCACAAGGUUCUGAACAUAUUGUGAAACAGACUUUAGAACAAAGUUCUGAACAUGAUGUGAAACAGACUUUAGCACGUGAUGAUUCAAAAUGGGAAGUCGGAAAUCGAACAUCAAUGAAGCCAAGUACUCAGAGAAAAAAUCCUGUGACGCAUAUAGGAUUUUUGAAAGUUCACAAAGCCGGGUCCACUACCAUGCAGAAUCUGCUUUUCAGAUUUGCAUUAAAGCACGGUUUAAAUAUUCUAGUCCCAAAACGUAAGGGGAGCAAUUAUUUCAACCACUUAGAUGACAAAAUUCCUCUGAAGUCUGGAAAACAUUACGAUAUAUUUGCAUGCCAUACUCAUGGUUACCAGAAAGGUUUUUUUGGAAGUCUUCUUCCGAAUGAUUCGGUAAAUAUCGCCAUAGUUCGUGAACCAUUAAGCCGCAUGAUAAGUUCAGCUUAUUAUUACAGAGACGUGUUCGGCGUUCCAUACUUGAAAAAAGUACCAGAGAAGGGUUUUAUAAACAAUCUUAUAAAUUCACAAAAGAAAUAUGAUAAAAAUCUAUUUUCACACACGAGAAACUCGAUGGGGAGAGAUUUCGGGCUUCGAAAUAGGACGGACAAACAUGACUUAGAUUUACCUGUGAUACUUAAAGAGUUAAACGAAGAGUUUUAUUUUGUUAUGGUCAUGGAAAAAUUCCACGAAUCCCUUAUAAUGUUAAAACGGCUUCUCGGGUGGUCAUUCUUAGAUAUCUUAUAUCUGAAAACAAAUUCACACGAACACAACUCUACAGUUUUGACGGAGCAGGAAAUUAAAAAAUUCAGAGAUUCGAAUUACAUAGACGUCGCAAUAUACGAGUAUUUUUAUGAUGUAUUUGAAAAGAAAUUAGCGAGAGUCGGCCAGGACUUUCAUCAUGAGGUAGCAUUCUUUAAAACUCUUUUACAGCAAGUGUACGAAUUUUGCGAAUUCAAAGCGUCGACAGAUGACGAUGCAAUAUUAUCAAUAGAGUUGUCCAAAUGGGAAGAAAAAUUCGAAGUGACAAAAUUCGACUGCGUUCUGAUGCGUACUCACGAAGUAUCUUUUAUUUCAAAGCUUCGUGCCAAGUACCUGCGUGAAUCGCCAGGUUUUCGUAUUCGGUAGUUUCUUAUAAGUUGAAGGAAUUCAAUUGCGGCGAUAUUAAAGAUGGCCAUACCUAUACACCAUACCUAUAAUUAAAAUAAAAAUAAAACCAACGAUAACGACGUUCUGCCUGACGUUAAAGCAUAAGAGCUGAUGGCCAUUUAAUCAAAUGUUAUGUCCAAAUCUGAAAUUUACAUCACAGCAGGCAUGUAGCCUUUCCGUGACAAAAAUCCAAAUUUUACACAAUUUCGCUUUCACAACGCUUCAGAAUCCAAGAUGGCAUCCAAUAUGGCGCUCAGCUCUUCGUGUAUUAUUAUCAGAAAUGACACCAAAGAUGUUUUUUAACAUAUUAUAGCUGUUUAUAAUUGUAAUAAAUGCACCAAUAUUGUGGUUCCACAUUUU